Messenger RNA from Vicia faba (fava bean), 1536 nucleotides. NCBI's taxonomy places the organism in Eukaryota, Viridiplantae, Streptophyta, Magnoliopsida, Fabales, Fabaceae. The record is from the annotation of a GenBank genome assembly.
AUGAGGAGACCUGGACUUCACAGGCAGCAUGGAAGGAAUGCCGGAGGGUCUGGAUUCAAAGGAAUGAUCGCGAAGUUGUCAAUUGCUGCUGCUGUACUCUUGAUCUGUACGCUCUCGUUGUUCUUCUCUACAUCAAAACCUUCAAAUGUUCAAUCAAGUUUUCGCACGGAGAUCCGUUUAGGAGAACUUUGGACCAAUGCUGAUUCCGAUGGAUGGAGACCGUCGUCUACUCCACGUUCUCAUUGGCACCCUCCUCCGAGUAAGAGUAAUGGCUAUUUGCGUGUUCGGUGUAAUGGUGGGCUAAAUCAGCAGCGUACUGCAAUCUCUAAUGCUGUUCUUGCUGCGCGGAUCAUGAAUGCUACACUAGUGCUGCCGGAGUUGGAUGCAAACUCCUUUUGGCAUGAUGAAAGUGGUUUCCAUGGUAUCUACGAUGUUGAGCAUUUCAUCCAGACACUGAGGUUUGAUGUAAAGAUCGUAGAAAGCAUUCCAGAAAAUGAGAAAAACGGCAAAAAGAAGAAAAUAAAGGCAUUUCAGCUCCGCCCUCCUAGAGAUGCUCCUAUAAGUUGGUAUACUACCGACGCACUCAAGAAAAUGAAAGAACACGGGGCUAUCUAUCUUACUCCCUUUUCACACCGAUUAGCUGAAGAAAUCGACGAUCCUGAGUACCAAAGGUUGAGGUGCAGGGUUAACUAUCAUGCUUUAAGAUUCAAGCCACAUAUUAUGAAGUUAAGUGAAUCAAUAGUUGAUAAGCUGCGUUCACAAGGGCCCUUCAUGUCCAUACAUCUUCGGUUUGAGAUGGAUAUGUUGUCAUUUGCUGGAUGCUUUGAUAUAUUUACACCCGAGGAGCAGAAGAUUCUAAAGAAGUACCGAGAAGAAAAUUUUGCACCUAAAAAACUUGUCUAUAAUGAAAGAAGAGCCAUUGGAAAAUGCCCACUGACACCCGAGGAGGUUGGUCUUAUUUUGCAUGCAUUGGGUUUUGACAAUUCUACCAGGAUAUAUCUUGCAGCUGGUGAAUUGUUUGGCGGGGAUCGAUUUAUGAAUCCAUUUCGAAGUUUAUUCCCUAGACUUGAGAAUCAUACUUCUGUAGAUCACUCGGAAGAGCUUGCUGAGAACACUAGGGGAUUGGCAGGUUCUGCUGUGGAUUACAUGGUCUGCCUACUUUCCGACAUUUUCAUGCCAACCUAUGAUGGUCCAAGCAACUUUGCAAACAACCUCCUUGGCCAUCGCCUUUAUUAUGGCUUCCGGACUACAAUCAGACCCGACAGAAAGGCUCUUGCUCCCAUCUUCAUUGAUAGAGAGAAAGGAAGAAUGGCCGGUUUUGAUGAUGCUGUUAGAAAAGUCAUGCUUAAAACAAACUUUGGUGAACCUCACAAGCGUGUUUCUCCUGAAUCUUUCUAUACUAAUUCUUGGCCUGAAUGCUUCUGCCAAACAACACCGAAGAACCCAGCAGACAAAUGUCCACCAAAUGAUGUUUUAAGUGAUAUGCAUAAAGAACUGAAUAAACAAGCUACAGACACAAACUCUACAAAACUUUGA